This is a messenger RNA of Ambispora leptoticha, 864 nucleotides long. The record is from the annotation of a GenBank genome assembly. NCBI's taxonomy places the organism in Eukaryota, Fungi, Glomeromycota, Glomeromycetes, Archaeosporales, Ambisporaceae.
AUGGGUAAUAAAAAAUCGAAAAGUUUAUCAAAACCUUCGCAGUCAAUGAACAAAGCAGUUUUGGAAAACAUUUUAAAGAUUGACGUUACGGAUUACGAACGUAUUAGACGGGAGCAACAACUAUUUAAAGUAUUUUGGCAUAAUAACUUUUCAGCACCUGUUCAUAAUUUACUAAUCAGAAAUGGAACAAAAGUAUUAGAAGUUGGUCCUGGCAGUGGUAUUUGGGCGGGCGAUAUGGCAGCCGACUAUCCUUUGACGCAUUUUACAUGUUUCGAUAAAACAUCGAACUUUGCAUGUCCAGUGAAUACUCAUAAUGUGGAAUUUGUCCUUGGAGACGCAAAAGAUGGUUUACCGUUUGAUUCAAAUACGUUCGACUAUUGUUACGCACGGUCAGCCUAUUUAUGGAUAAGUUUAUGUAAGAAGAAGGUGACGCACGGUGAAUAUGGAAUAAAUGAGUUAAUACGAGUUUGUAAACCUGGAGGAUGGAUCGAAUUAUUGGAGUAUAAAUUUCAGAUUUAUGAUGCAGGGCCAAGAAGCAACGAACUAAUGAAGAAAUUUCAAUUAAACGUAGGAUCUUGCACUGAUUUAAAUAUAUCUGAUAAACUCGAAGAACUUUUACAUGAUAAUGGACGAUUAAUGCCCAUUCGAUAUAAUGACAAAGUUAUGCCGCUAUAUGUUAAAGAUGGAAAAGUCGCAGAAUUAGCGGUACAAUGCAUAUUACCAACCAUAAUAAAAAUGAGCAGUUUGUCUCAAGAACUUUCGCCUGAAGAGUUCAAAGAAACAUAUAAGCUUUUACAUUACGAGUGCAACCAAUAUGAAUCUCAUAUGAAACAUAAUGUAUUUUUUGCGCAAAAAAUUAGAUAA